AUGGGUUAUUACUGCUCAAACUACUACGGCUCGAUCCACUGCCACAACACCGUCUCCCGCUUCGGCGACAGAUGCCAUCUCUGCGCGGCAUCAAAAAGAGGCGCGUCCAUCAAGGAGGGUCUCCUCUCGGAAGCCGAGCGAUGGGGAUCGACUACGCCCCGGUCCACCCUUGGCGAUCGCCGGGCCGAGCGGAAUAGCCGGCCGAUCCGGGAUUCGAGAGUGAAGAACUAG
This is a messenger RNA of Colletotrichum graminicola M1.001, 231 nucleotides long. RefSeq lists its product as uncharacterized. The record is from RefSeq and is a predicted model, not a curated record. Lineage: Eukaryota; Fungi; Ascomycota; Sordariomycetes; Glomerellales; Glomerellaceae. The transcript is spliced from 3 exons. The coding region runs from base 1 to 231 and encodes 76 amino acids.